AUGUCUACUUCUACGCCAGUAUCUCCAAUUGAACAUUCAAAGAGGUCCAAUCAUUCAUUUCUAUCAAUCGAAAUGAUUCAGGAAAAAUUUUCGCCUAAAACGAUUAAAGAUUUCAAGUUUGCUCUAUCUGGUUCAAUAGUAAUGAUCUUAAUUUUGUUUCAUUAUGCUUGGAUCAUGAAACGUUUAAUUAUGAAUCGAUACUUAUCCAUUUGGUGGAUAAUUACUUACUUUGGUAUAUUUGGUGCAAAUGUUUUAACUUUAGGGUAUGUUUUGUUAUUUGUUCUUUAUCCAAUAAUUUACAAGGAAGAAAUAGAACAGGAUAGAAUACCUAAUAGUAAGAAAGAAGAAUAA
This is a messenger RNA of Debaryomyces fabryi, 351 nucleotides long. RefSeq lists its product as uncharacterized. NCBI's taxonomy places the organism in Eukaryota, Fungi, Ascomycota, Pichiomycetes, Serinales, Debaryomycetaceae. The record is from RefSeq and is a predicted model, not a curated record. The coding region runs from base 1 to 351 and encodes 116 amino acids. The transcript has a single exon.